Molecule: messenger RNA, 2229 nt
Organism: Seminavis robusta
Lineage: Eukaryota; Bacillariophyta; Bacillariophyceae; Naviculales; Naviculaceae
Source: the annotation of a GenBank genome assembly
AUGUCUGAGAUUACAAAGGAGCUCAACCAAGCCAUUGACUCUGUGCUUCACUUUGAUGAAGUCACGAAAACAGCAAGUGGAAAAGUAUGUGUCAUCUGUGAUAGACUACUUAAGAGAAAGGAAACCAGGAAAAUCGGGCUUACAACUUUUCUAAAGAAAACCAAGUUCUUCAAAGGAGACAACAGCUUGCCUCCCAGUCUUCGAGCCGGCUACAGAUUUACAGUGCCCAAUAAUGCCGAAGCAAAUGCAACACUGUCCGGCUGUCUCUUAUCACCAAGAAGCAAAGUUGUGUUUGGUGGGAAAACUGCCAACAGGAGGCGCUCCCCCCAUGUCCUCUGCUGCAAAGAUUGUGGACCUGGUCUCACGAACAAGAAGCUGCAGAGUGGAGAGCUCCCAAGAUUUGCCAUUGCCAAUGGAAUGGCAAUUGGAACUGCACCUCCAUGUUUGAAAAGACUCAAUGAGAUUGAACUUGCUUUGUUGUCGCAGGCAAGAUUCAGAGGCCACCUGUUUGCUGUUUGGGGUGGAUCGCAUCGAAGCAUCAAAGGAUGGCACAGCUUCUAUGAAGUGGAUCCAGCUCACACCACAUCAGUGUUGCAGGCAGUAAAACAAUUCACUGAUUCAAACAACAUUGCUGUGGUUCUCUCUGGCCCAUUCACUCCAGAGCAGAGAGAAAGGGUGCUGAAAAAAAUGCACGUAAAUGUGGAAUGGGUAACAGAAGCAUUCCACUGGCUCAAGGAGAACAAUCGACUCUACCAUGACUUGGAGCUUCCAACCAUUGCAAAUCCAACAGUAAUUGAUAACUCUUACAAUGUGGAGUCAGAAAAUUCAGACAUUGAAAUCAAAGAGGAAAUGAAGGUUAUCUUUCCAGACGCCACAAUUCGAACUGCUGGGUGCGCUGAUGCCUCUGAAUUCGAUAGGGCCAUAGCUGAGAUCAGGUCAAAAUGUGCUGGAGCUCUACCGUACUUGACAUCAAGACCUUCUUCCAAGUUGCUCAGAGAUUAUGAGGAUGAAAAUUUGAUGCGUGCCUUCCCUUUGCAAUUUCCCUAUGGAUUUAGCUUUCACGACGACUUUAAUAUCAAGGCAUCUCAGAAUGGGUACCUGAGCCAUCUGAUAUCCUUGUCUAUUCCAUCAAUGCAUGAAGCAUGUUUUGUGUUAGUGGUCCACAACAUGUUCGAGCGAUGCAAGGCCCUGAACGGUGCAUUGCGGCAGGUAAUGGGUGGCAGAGAAAAAUGUGAUGUCAGUGAAGAGGAUCUCAAUGCAGCCAUUGCCUGUAAAUUGAAUGGACUUCCAGUUGUAAAUGGUCCAGGCAGCCGUUUUUUGGAUUCUGUCCAUUCCGUGAAAAAACAAAUGGCACACACAAAUGGUGCAGCUGCAGCUGCUCAGUCGAAAUUUUUAACUUUAACACAUCAUUAUGGCUGCCCAAAAGUUCUUUUCACUGUGUCCUUCGACGAUUCAUUGGACAUAAGGAUUUUGGUUUGGUCCGAAGAGGAAGACAGUCUCAACUGGAUUGCUUCAAUGGACAGUAUGUCACCAGAGGAAGUGGCAAUAGAAAUGGACAAAUGCAAUGCCAUUCGCUAUAAAUAUCCAGGCUUAUGUGCUUGGAACUUUGAAGAGCUUAUGGACGUUGUGCUGGAAAGCAUUGUUGGAGAUAAUGCCUUGAAAUUGGGUGUAUUUGGAACCCUCCUGGCCUAUGGACUUGCAGUUGAAGAACAAGGACGCAAUACACUGCAUGGACAUAUUCUGGUGUACACUACAGACUGGAACGACACUUUGAGAGAUUUAAGCUCUUCUCAUGACCAAGUUAGAAAGGCAGCUGGAAAGAAAGUGCUCUCCUUUGUGGAUCGUGUCAUCUCAACAGAAUUGGUACCCAAUGCACCAUGGCAAGAGGUCUAUUGCCCCACAUGCAACAAAGGCUUGCUGACAUAUGUGGAUGAACAGAAAUUGAGAAACCUGAGACACAAGGUCGGUUGCCAGGUGGAAAAGGGAAUUAUUGCAUCUUACCCCCUUUGCAAAGCUUGUUUCCAAGGGGAUGAACUUGCUAUGAAGCGGGUGUUACCAAAAGAACUGUGGAAUGUGCCAGAACCAGAAAGGAAAGCACAGGUGGCUUUAGAUGUUCUCAGGAACACAACUCCAACUGCAGAAGCAAUUCCAUCGGAACAAGCUAUUGCCCAUGCGUUUCUUCUGAAGAGACCAUUGCUAUCAACAACUACAAGUACAACCAUCACCUAA